UGGAGAAUUAGUCAAUAAUAUUGUAAUAACUAUACAUGUCUCAAGUGGGUGCUAGACUUAUUGGGGUGAUCACUUCGUAAAUUAUGGAGGAACAUUCUUUAUGUGGGUUUUCCAAACUUGAUUCUUACUUAUUUCUUUCGUUUUCUAUUAUGGGUCCAAGUGAACAUACUGGAAUCUUUGCUUCUGUUUCCUUCUGUCCCCUCUUUGUUCUAGGACAGACUGACCCAAACUCCUGUCCUGAAUUCAGCCCUAAUAAGAUGGUUCUUUGUGUGUACCAUAGUCCCUGGUGGGCAAUAACUUCUCCCUUUGUGUUCACAUUCAAUAUUUGCGACAACAGGGUGAAAAGUAAAUGGAUUUUAGAGUCAAAAGAAUCUCAUUUCAAUCUUGGCACCGCCACUUAAGAUCGUGGCCUUGAAAUUAUCAGUGAACUCUCCUCUGUUCUUCGAUCUUUAUUGCCUCCGGGAAAUAAUCACACACCUGCUCAGGUCAAGGUAGGAUUUGAUGUUAUGUAUAUAAGGCAGCUUGCCCAGUGUCUGGCACGCAGUGCCUGUUCGAUAAAUAGGUCAGUGUCCUGCUGGGCCCUUCUGUACAUUCCAUGCUGAACUCUUUAUACCCAAAGAAACAUAUAGGCACUAGGGUGACUCAGCCCUGCAGGAGGUCCACAAAUCUGACAUGGAGUUCUAGUUCCCCUUUCCUUUUUGGGGCCAGGCUUAUGGCAACUUUAGAAAGACUGACAUGAAGCUUCUGGAGGUGACAACCACCAAGAACAGCAUGGUUGUCUUGUCUAAAGUCCUUCUCGCAGGUGUGAAUGCUGCACCCUUCCUCUCGGGUUUACAAUUCUCUCCUUGGUCUUGGUCACUGCCGUUGGUGUACCACUUCCCUCGAGGGUGCAGCCCACUUCUCCCCUCCACCUCCUCCUCCUUUCCACCGUGAUGACAUCGCCCCGGGGAAGAGAAGCUGUGCAGAGCUCCUCACUCUCAGCUACUUCAGUUUCCGUAUCGGCACCAUGACAUCAUCUCUACCCUGGAAAUUCCACUUGCCCCCCUAUGCUCCCACCUCUGUCCCAGUCCUCAGAGUUCCUAUAAAGAGGGGAUCCCAGCUCAGCAUCAGCACAGAACACAGUCGGGUUCUGAAGCUUCUGGGUUCUUCAGUCUCAGCUCCAGGAAAGCCUCUUCUCUGCCAAGACCAUGAAGCUCUGUGUGACUGUCCUCUCUCUCCUCGUGCUAGCGGCGGCCUUCUGCUCUCCAGUGCUCUCAGCACCAAUGGGUUCCGACCCUCCCACUGCCUGCUGCUUCUCCUACAUCCUCCGGAAACUUCCUCGGGACUUUGUGAUGGAUUACUACGAGACCAGCAGCCUUUGCUCCCAGCCCGCUGUGGUAUUUCAAACCAAAAGGGGCAGACAGAUCUGUGCCAACCCCAGUGAGCCCUGGGUCCAGGAGUACAUGAAUGACCUGGAACUGAACUGAGCUGCUCCAGGCACAAAGGCAGGUCUCCAGGGAAGGUCACCUGGGCCUGACGCUUCUCUGAGACCCACCUUCUCCACCUUCACUACUUCUCUCAGUAGUCCCUGUUCCAUCUCUCAGUUUAAUCUUUAUUAUGUGCUGUUAUUAUAUUUUGUGUUAUUUUCAUAAUUUAUGUUGGUUUUGCCAAAGGGCACAUGUCCCCCAUGGGGAUGGUCCACCAUCAGUUUCUCUGCUAUUGCGGAUACAUGGGUCAUGCGGUUGAUUCCAUGUGUUUUUAUAAUAAAACUUAAGAAUAUA
Messenger RNA from Myotis myotis, 1760 nucleotides. Its product is annotated as C-C motif chemokine 4. The transcript is spliced from 3 exons. The coding region runs from base 1188 to 1466 and encodes 92 amino acids. The record is from RefSeq and is a predicted model, not a curated record. Lineage: Eukaryota; Metazoa; Chordata; Mammalia; Chiroptera; Vespertilionidae. Gene Ontology annotation, molecular function: chemokine activity; CCR chemokine receptor binding. Gene Ontology annotation, biological process: inflammatory response; cellular response to interleukin-1; positive regulation of GTPase activity. Gene Ontology annotation, cellular component: extracellular region.